This is a messenger RNA of Octodon degus (degu), 628 nucleotides long. Its product is annotated as phospholipid scramblase 1-like. Gene Ontology annotation, molecular function: phospholipid scramblase activity. Gene Ontology annotation, cellular component: plasma membrane. The coding region runs from base 98 to 571 and encodes 157 amino acids. The record is from RefSeq and is a predicted model, not a curated record. Lineage: Eukaryota; Metazoa; Chordata; Mammalia; Rodentia; Octodontidae. Gene Ontology annotation, biological process: plasma membrane phospholipid scrambling. The transcript has 6 exons.
CCUCCUUACAGUAACAGCGAAAGCCUGAUAACUGGGAGCCAGGCAGAGACCAAGCCUCUUCACUCAGAUUUCCAAGACUACUCAUGCAAUCUGGAUUAUGGAUUUUUAUGCUCAAGCACCUUCAAUAAAGUGGACAUGUUCAUCGGAGGCAUUACCUAACUCUCCACCUGGACUGGAACAUUUGGCUGGGGUAAAUCAAUUAAUUGUGUGUCAACGAUUUGAUUUGGAAGAAGAGAGAACUAAUCGGUACCUCCAAUACUUUUGUGGAAUUUCAAGGCCUUUCACCAUGAAAAUUUAUGACAAUGUAGGUCAAGAUGUUAUUACUAUACGUAAAGCUCUGAGAUGCAGUUGUUGCUGCAAGAGCUGCUGCCUACAAAAGUUAUUAUCUCUGGAAGAAGAAAUAGUUAUUGGAAGAAUUUCAAAGCCUUGCACCGGUUCUGUGAGAGGAUUGCUAACAAAUGCUGAUAAAUUUAGAAUCCAGUUUCCAAUUAACCUGGAUGUUAAAAGUAAAGCAUUGAUUCUUGGCGCAAGUUUCCUCAUUGACUACAUGUAUUUUGAAAUCUGCCCAUAAGAAUCAUUCUGAAAAACUGCCAGAGAUGACUUGAAUUAGCUGUUGCCAACUUUCAGC